CCUUUAAUCAAUUCAAGGACUCUAUAGCAACAUGAGCCGUGUGGCUCUGGCGAACAAAAUGCAAGAGCUUCUUGCGCACCACGCACAGGAGAUCGACGCUCUGGAAAAUAGUAACGACCAUCACUGCAUCAACGAUACCGUGGACGAUCGCGACUACAGGGAUCUCAUGCAGCUUCUGACAGCUCGGCAUGACCAUGCGAAUCCGCCAUCCUGCCGUUCACGCAGCGCCGCCCGCGCGACGAGCGUUUCUCUUUCCAUGAAACACUCCGGCAACGAGGCGGCUGAUGCAGAAGACUGGGAGCGCUCCAAAGAUGAAGCCCUUGGGGGUAUCGCGGCAACUCUUCUCGUCGCCCACACCGCCCGAAAGGCUCCAGAAGGGACACCACAUCAUGCCGAUACAACCUCGGAGGGCAUGAAGGAGUCGCUUCGCGUGCUAGCAGAGGGUGGAGUUUGCGGAGAGGCGUUUAGAAACAUGCGGUUGCGUAUCUUAGAGCAACUGCGGUCGGUGCAGGGGGAGCGGGGCCUCUCAUAAUGGUUUCGGAUUAUCCCAUCGCAUUCUAACCGAAGUGUUGCCAAGGAUUAUCUUUUGCCUGUGGCGGGGUAUGAAAUAAAAAGUAGCUUUAAUGUAAUAUAUCAGAACCUUUUUGAAUGUCGCGGUUCAUGCAGGUUACUUUUUCCCCCUCAAGGUUUGUUCAUGCGUAGAAAGAGCGUAGUUCAUCGUGAUACCGUUGUGUUUCUGGCUUAUAUGAUCCCUUCUUCUCUGUAAAAGAAAAAAGAUGUUUGGCUUCCAAUUUUUGGGCGCAUGGCUUUUGGAGCAGU
Molecule: messenger RNA, 819 nt
Organism: Phytomonas sp. EM1
Lineage: Eukaryota; Euglenozoa; Kinetoplastea; Trypanosomatida; Trypanosomatidae
Source: the annotation of a GenBank genome assembly